AUGUGUGCAUGCCUUCCAAACGCGUCGCUAUUACCGAGCGCAGAAGCCAUUCAGUUUUCGGGUAAAAAUUACGCGCCGUGCGGCGUGUCAGGGAAUUACUCCGUGGUGGGUUUCAAAGGCGCGUUCACUCCUCUGCAUCCACGCAUUCAACUGUCUGCGCUCGUGACGGUGUAUGAUGACUGCUACCUCGCCCUCUCCUCGCUCUCAUUGAAAUCAGCCAACAGUACUCCCUCUCUCUCCCUCUGGGGGGGAAUAGCCGGCGAUGAUCCAUUCUCCUACGCCUCCCCCAUCGACCCCGCCCUCUCUUCCCUCAACCCCGCCUCCGCCUCCCCUCUCCUCGCCGUUCACAUCGGCUCCCAAGGCCGCACAUGGGAUAACAUACACGUUCUCUACCUAGUCACUACCACCCCCGCGGGGGUCUUACAGAAAAUCUUAGCUCAGCUGCAGCUGCCCAGGCGCCUUACCCGUGGCGGGGAAUCAGGUUCAAGCGGCAAGGGUGCUGGGGGGACGGAUUUGCUGCCAGGAAGCGCAACGGAAGCUUCCGAGGGCCUGCGGAAGCAGGUGCUGAAGUAUGCCAAGGACAACCUGUUGCUGGCGCCGCCGCCGCCGGUUAUGCCGCCGCCGCCCCCGCCGGUUCCGCCUCCCCCUCCGCCCGUUGCGUCCCCGGCGCUGGGGUUCGUGAACUGCGUCACUGCGAAGAAGGGCCGGCUGAACAUCUACUGGCGCAUGGUGGGCGACCCCAUAAACGGCAUGGCGGUCGAGUUUGGGCUGGAGGGGAAGGUGCCUGACAACAGCUGGAUGGCCCUGGGCCUUUUCGAGCACCUCAAAACCCACCCCCUCUUACCCCACUUCCUACUCCCCUCCCGUCCUGCUCCUGCCACUACCCCCCAUCAGGACGCGCUGCUGGGCUCCUCUCCCUCCCUGGACAUUGUCAACCUCACCCUUGCUGCGCGCCAAGCAAGACGUUUUUCCGUGACGCGCUGCUGGGAUCCUCUGCCUCGCUCGACAACGUCAACCUCACCCUCGCUGCGCGCCAAGCAGACGUCUCCUUCGUCCGCUUCCGAAAUAUACCUCUUUACCAACCUCUCGUCUGCUCCCAUCUGCCUUCCCAUCGCUCCCCCACAUCAGGACGCGCUGUUGGGCUCCUCCCCCUCACUCGACAACGUCAACCUCACGCUCGCUGCGCGCCAAGCAGACGUCUCCUUCGUCCGCUUCCGCCGCUCCCUCGCCCUCUCCACCGACCCCCUCUUUGACCGCCGAUUCGAUAUAAGCUUCCCCUCUGCAGUCCCCAACAACACCGACCUCUCCCGCCCGCUGCUGUUCAUUUUCGCCACGGGACCCCUUCUCCCGUCCUCCACCCCCUCGCUGCCGCAACUCCUCCCACAUGCCGCCUCUGCUGCGUUCUUUUCCGGUUCCAUUAACAUCACUUUGAACGCUGCCAAAGCGACAAACUCCUGUGAACCGCUCUGGAAUACGCCAGAGCUCAGCUACCCGCCUCUGCCGCCCGGCUUGCUGCCCUCCCCGCCCGGCGAGCCGUCCAUGUGGGACGACGGGGCGGUGAUUUCCGGCUUAUCUCAGUGCAGCACGACGUUUGAAGGGGAAAACAGGAAAUUCGCCUCGUGUGAGGCGCUACCAGGGGGGUUCUUUUUCAUGUGGACUCUGGGGAAAGAGGAGCUGUCUGGUGCGUUCAUUUCGCAGUCUGUCUCCCCCCAAGGGUAUGCUGCGGUAGGCCUGCUGUUACCACCGCCGACUCCGCUUCUAGAGGCGCUGUUUACCCCUCCCCCCGCGCCGGCGGGGGGGAAUGGGAGUGCGGAGGGUGGGUAUGUGAAGCCGGAGUCGUUAGUGGGUGCCUCGAUGCUGGUUGCACGAUCCGGCGCAGUGCUCCUCUGGACCAAAGGCACCCAGUUCUUCCCCUCUAAUGACUCCCUUUCCCCAGACGGAGUCUCAGCCAUGGCAAGCGCGCCGAUAGACUUUGGCAAGGAGACUGACGUGGAUCCGAACGCGGCGACGGUGACGACGGCAGGGGUGGUGUAUUCCGCGCUGAGUGUGGCGGCGUGGGCGUUUAUGCUGCCGGUGGGGGCGGUUUCGGGGCGGUAUGUGCGGAAGCACAGCCGGUACUGGUUUCCGCUGCACCAGGGGUUUCAGCUGGGGGGGUACUUUCUGACGGUCUCGGCGUUCACGAUUGCGAUGUCGCUGGAGGCGCUGCAUCGGUCCGUGGGGUACUGUGUGCUGCUGGCGCUGCUCUCGACUCUUAUGGUGCUGCAGAUUUCAGCAGUGAUAAUCCGUCCGCCCGAGUCUCACCACCUUCGCGACCACUGGCGGCGAUUCCACAAGGUGUGUGGGUGCUCCACGCUCCUCCUCUCCCUCAUCCUCCUCUUCCUAGGCCUUCAGCUUAUCCAAGCCUCCUCAGGAUUCUCCAUUACCGCUGGUGUGUGGCUGGCGCUGCUGGCUUCGUGUUGCUUGACGCUGGAGUGGCUGCUGUGGGCAAAUCGGUUGACUCAGACUCAGGUUCGGCCGGAGAGCGAGAGGGAAGCGAGUGAGAAGGAGAGUGUGGAUAGCGAGGAGGAGGAGGGGGGGGGGGAGGGGGAGGGGAGUGAUGGGGAGUGGGAUGAUGGGAUAUCGGAUUUGAUGUUGGAGGGAGGGGAGGGGGCGGAUGGGGAGGAUGGGGAUGCAGAUAAGGAUGGGGAUGGGGGGAGGGAUUUGGAGAGAGGAGGAGAGGAGGGUGGAGGAGGGGAGGAAGAGGAGGGGAGUAAGCUGAGGGAUUGGGAGAGGCGGAUGCUUGCAGGACAUGCGGGGGCACUACCCAUUGGUGCUGCUGGUGAAUUGACUCGGGUGGGAGGAGCAGCAGGACCAGGAACAGUAAGGGGAGGACGAGGAGGAGGAGGAGAAGGAGGAGGAGGAGGCGGAGAAGGGAACCGAGGGUCGCACUCGCACCACCCUCAUCCGUCACUCUCCUCGCACCACCACUCGCACCUGCUACCUGUAGAGCGCACAGAGAGCACUACGAGCAGCAGCAGCGGGAUGGACGUUGAAGGGAGCCUGAACGGAGAGGCGGGCAUUGGCAGCAGCAGCCCUACCAGCAGUGCUUAUAAGUCGACUCAAAAUCCUGCUUUGGAAUCGACUCAAAAGCCCGCUUUCAUGAACCCUCUGUACUCGUCAGUGGAAGGGAGUCUGAACGCGGAGGCUGGCAGCGGCAGCCCUGCCAGCAGUGAUUAUAGCAGUGGCAAGAGCAGCCCCAGAAGCAGCAGUGGUAGGGCAACUGCUGCUGCAGGUGUUUCUGUGAAGGGCGAAGUUCUCGGGAGUGUUGAGAUGGCUGGUUUAGGGAAGCAGGCACAGCAGCAGAAGGAGCAAGAGCAGCAGCAGGAGGAGGAGAAGGAGCAGCAACGGCAGCUGUGGCAGCAGCUGUGGCAGCUGCAGCAGACGGGGCAAAGGGAGGCUGGAGAGCAGCAGAGGGCAGGUGAGAGGAAGCAGCAGGAAGAGCAAAUUAUGGAGCAAUGGCAGAGGCGAACGCAGCAACAGCAGCAGCAGCAGCAGCAGCAGCAGCAGCAGCAGCAGCAGCAACAGCAGCAGCAGCAGCAGCAGCAGCAACAGCAGCAACAGCAGCAGCAGCAGCAGCAGCAGCAACAGCAGCAACAGCAGCAGCAGCAGCAGCAGCAGCAACAGCAGCAACAGCAGCAACAGCAGCAACAGCAGCAGCAGCAGUCUAGGAGAGCCUUGGACGGCUGUGCUUCUUCAGGCUCAAAACAAGCCCCACCAGGUGUAGCUGCUGCUGUUCCCACAUCUACUACCAUGAUUUCUCAAGCUGAUUCUGCAUCGUCUGAGCUUCCGCCUGCCGUUUCACCAAUGGUGGAGCAGGCUUCAUCAUCAGCAGCAACAGGCACAGCAGCAGGAACAGCAGCAGCAGCCGACCAGCGGAGUGAAGGCCCCAGACGAAUGAGUGAAGUCAAGAGCACAGGAAAGCGUGAGGAAGCAGCAGCACUGGCAAAGGAAGCAGCAAGUGAGAGCGAGGCAGAAAGGGAGAGGGUGGCCGAAAGGAAGAGGGAAGCAGAAAGGGUGAGGGAGGAAGAAAGGUUACGGGAAGCUGAAAGGUCAAGAGAGGCAGAGAGGGCACGAGAAGCAGAGAAGGCGAGAGAGGCAGAGAAGGCGAGAGAGGCCAAUAAGGCAAGAGAGGCAGAUAAGGCAAGAGAAGCAGAAAGGUCAAGAGAGGAAGAUAAGGCAAGAGAGGACCGCAUGGCUGAGAACAGGCGGCGAUUCGACAUGCUGGCAGCAGGCUUGGGCGGUGGCGAUGGGGGUAUGGGAGGAGGAGCAGCAGGGGGCGGGAGGGGAAGAGGAGGGGCCCAGCCGAUGAUUAAAAUGGACAAGUACAAUGUGAAGGCCACAGUGGUUCAUGCACCCGACUUUGCGUCUCUCAAGCGGUCGCUGCAGCUGCACAAAGCCCUGGCUUCCACUGAAGGCAGGGCUGCUACUGGUGGUGGUGGUGGUGGUGCUGCUGGUGCUUCUGGGGGGAGGAGUGGUGCAGGUGGUGGUGGUGCUGCAGCUGGUGUUGGUGCUGCAACAGCCACUAGAACAGCAGCCUCUGACCUUCCUUCUAUUCUUCUCCCUCCUCCUGGAAUCCCAGAUUCCAACGCUCCUCCGCAUGGCAACAACCCUCCUCGCUACAACACCCCGCCCCGCUACAACACACCCCCACGUGCCCACUCUCCCUCAUCUCAAGCUGGCUCGCCUAGAUCUGCCGGCCUCCCCCCACUUCCCCCCUCGCCUUCGUCCUCUGGUGGGGGGGGUCCCUUCCUCCGUAACCGCACUCCUUCCCCUGGUAACCGCAACCAUGCGCUUGAAGCCGCAGCUGCUGCAGCUGCAGCGGCAGGCGCAGGAGAGGUUGGCGCUGCGGUUGCUACUACUGCUGGUGGGCAUGCUUUGGGUGGGGGUGUUACAGCAGGAAGAGCUGGGGGUGCGUCUGCGUCGGGUGCGCCUUUUGAGGCGCCUCAAAAUGCGGUUGCUACUGCUGGUGGUGGGCAUGCUUUGGGUGGGGGUGUUACAGCAGGAGGAGCUGGGGGUGUGUCUGCGUCGGGUGCGUCUGCUGCUGGUGCGUCUUGUAGUGGCUCUGGUUCUGGUGCAAGAAGGGCACUCUUGCUGCCUGCGACUGCGGACGCCCCACGCUCACUCUCCCCCACGCCCUCUGGGGCCGGGCCAAAGCAAGGAAUGCAGGGAAUUAUGGGAAUCAUGGGGGUGGGAAUCAUAGCUCCCAUGGGAGUCCCGGGGGGUAUGGCAGUCCCGGGAACUAUGGGGGUUGGGGUGGCGGUAGAAGGCUAG
Messenger RNA from Closterium sp. NIES-65, 5310 nucleotides. Lineage: Eukaryota; Viridiplantae; Streptophyta; Zygnematophyceae; Desmidiales; Closteriaceae. The record is from the annotation of a GenBank genome assembly.